This is a messenger RNA of Phragmites australis (common reed), 2657 nucleotides long. Its product is annotated as ABC transporter F family member 5-like. The record is from RefSeq and is a predicted model, not a curated record. Bases 139 to 2244 code for a protein of 701 amino acids. Lineage: Eukaryota; Viridiplantae; Streptophyta; Magnoliopsida; Poales; Poaceae. The transcript has 9 exons. Gene Ontology annotation, molecular function: ATP hydrolysis activity; ATP binding.
CCCCUUCCUUCCUCACCCAUACACUCUCCAUGGUUGGGUUUGUGUUGUGUGGCGCCUCUCCUUCCACCCAACCCAACCAAGAAACGGAGUAGAGAGAGAGGCCCGGUUCCGUCUCCAAGCUCCAGCUCAAAGAACUCCAUGGCCGCCAUGGACCUCCUCUCCUGCAAGCUCCUCCGCUCCCUCCGCCUCCACUCCCCGCUGCUGCCGUCCCCUCCCUCCCGCUCCCUCCCCACGCGCCGCCGGCGCCGGCGCCCUGCUCCCCUCCACUGCCGCCUCACCACCUCAUCCUCGCCCUCCACCUCAACCACCACGACAACCUCCGAGGAGGAGGGGGAGGCGAAAAGCCAGGACCUUUCCUCCCUCCUCUCCUCGUCCGACGCCUCCGCCUCUUCCGCCGCCGCCGGAACCGGCAAGAAGAAGCGGUCGAGCAGCGGCGCUUCGAGCAUCCCGUCCGGGGUGCGGCUCGAGGGAAUCUCCAAGUCCUACAAGGGCGUGACAGUGCUCAAGGACGUGUCCUGGGAGGUGCAGCGCGGCGAGAAGGUGGGCCUCGUCGGCGUCAAUGGCGCCGGCAAGACGACGCAGCUCCGCAUCAUCGCGGGGCUCGAGGAGCCCGACAGCGGCACCGUCAUCAAGGCCAAGGACAAUAUGAAGAUCGCCUUCCUCAGUCAGGAGUUCGAGGUCUCCGCCUCCCGCACCGUCAGGGAGGAGUUUUUCAGCGCCUUCGAGGAGGAGAUGGAGGUCAAGCGCCGUCUCGACCAGGUGCAGGCCGCGCUCGAGGGCGCCACCGAGGAUAUGGACCUCAUGGGGCGGCUGCUCGACGAGCUAGACCUCCUGCAGCGCCGCUCCCAGGAUGUGGACCUCGACAUGGUGGAGGUCAAGGUGCAGAGGCUCAUGCCGGAGCUCGGGUUCGCACCUGAGGACGCCGACCGCCUAGUCGCCUCCUUCAGUGGCGGGUGGCAGAUGAGGAUGUCGCUCGGCAAGAUACUUCUUCAGGAUCCUGAUUUGCUGCUGCUUGAUGAACCUACAAACCAUGUUGAUUUGGAUACCAUUGAGUGGCUGGAGAGCUAUCUGAAGACACAGGAUGUGCCGAUGGUCAUCAUAUCUCACGACAGGGCUUUUCUUGAUCAGUUGUGUACGAAGAUUGUAGAGACUGAAUUUGGUGUCUCCAAAACGUACAAGGGUAACUAUUCACAAUACAUUCUAGCAAAGGAGAUAUGGGUGCAGACUCAGUAUGCUGCGUGGGAGAAGCAGCAGAAGGAGAUUGAGCAGACAAAGGAACUGAUAAACAGACUUGGAGCUGGAGUUAAUGCAGGGCGUGCUUCGAGUGAGCAGAAGAAAUUGGAAAAGCUUGAAAAAGAAGGGUUGAUUGAGAAACCUUUCCAAAGGAAGCAAUUAAAGAUCAGAUUCCCUGAGCGUGGAAGAAGUGGUAGAACUGUGUUAGCGAUAAAGAAUCUUCAAUUCGGAUUCGAGGAUAAGACAUUGUUCAACAAUGCUAAUCUAAUAGUCGAGAGAGGUGAAAAGAUAGCUAUUAUUGGCCCCAAUGGAUGUGGUAAGAGCACACUGCUUAAACUUAUUUUGGGGAUGGAGAAGCCACAAGGUGGCGAAGUGAUUCUUGGGGAUCACAAUGUGCUGCCAAACUAUUUCGAGCAGAAUCAGGCCGAAGCUCUUGACUUGGAUAAAACUGUGCUAGAUACUGUAGCAGAAGCUGCAGAAGAUUGGAAACUUGACGAGAUCAAAGGUCUCCUUGGUCGUUGUAAUUUCAGGGAUGACAUGCUUGAUAGAAAAGUUCAAUUUUUAAGUGGGGGAGAGAAGGCGAGGCUUGCCUUUUGCAAGUUCAUGGUGACUCCAUCUACUUUACUCAUCUUGGAUGAACCAACAAACCACCUUGAUAUCCCAUCAAAAGAAAUGCUUGAGGAGGCAAUAUCGGAAUAUGCAGGUACUGUGAUAACAGUUUCUCAUGACCGUUACUUCGUAAAACAAAUUGUUAACAGAGUCAUUGAAGUGAAAGAUCAGACUAUCCAGGACUAUCAAGGAGAUUAUAAUUAUUACCUUGAAAGGAACCUUGAGGCCAGAGAAAGGGAACUCGCCCGUGAGGAAGAGCUUGAAGAGAAAGCCCCCAAAGUAAAGGCCAAAUCAAAAAUGUCGAAGGCAGAAAAAAUUGCCAGAAAGAAGCAGAAGAUGCAGGCCUUCCAACAAAGCAAGCAAAAAUCGAAGUCGCUUAAAAACGCAAAGAGGUGGCAGUGAGGUUUCGUGGUUCCUCAUAGAGGCAUUCGCAGUGCCGUAUACUAUUCACGACACCGGUACAAGGCAGACACCAGUAAUUGCUUCUCUGCCUGUUCUGCUGCAUGCUACAAUCGGUAAAUUAACAGAAGCACAGGGAUGCAUCAGCAAGGAAGUAGUCCUGCUAGCGCCAUAGAAGACCGGAAGUACUGUAACUAAGCAGGAAACAUUGUAUGACCUUGUACAUAAUACAGGCAGUUUCUGAAGGAGGCAUGUAUUAUUUUGCAAUCAAUAGAAAUGCCAGUAUGUUCUUUGUCACUCCUACAGUAGAACCACACAUUGUACAGUGCCAUUGAUCACGGCCAAUUCUUUUCUCAUGUACAAGCUGUACUAAUUGGUAUGCCUUAAAUAUAAAGGAUGCAAAUCAGGUUAGUUCA